This is a messenger RNA of Silurus meridionalis, 3552 nucleotides long. Its product is annotated as protein kinase C beta type. Bases 449 to 2452 code for a protein of 667 amino acids. Gene Ontology annotation, biological process: protein phosphorylation. The record is from RefSeq and is a predicted model, not a curated record. NCBI's taxonomy places the organism in Eukaryota, Metazoa, Chordata, Actinopteri, Siluriformes, Siluridae. The transcript has 18 exons. Gene Ontology annotation, molecular function: zinc ion binding; diacylglycerol-dependent serine/threonine kinase activity; ATP binding.
UAAUUCUUACACCCUCUGCAGUACGGAAGUGUGCACAGUUCUGUUGCAGAUAUCGCGCUGUUUUUUCUCACACUUGUUAGUAGGUUAGUGCGCAUUUCUAGACGUGACCUCACGCCGGUUUAUUGCGGACCUGCACUCGAACACGACCCGAACAAUACAUUAAUAUCGUGCCUCGGAUUAUUUCAGACCUAAAAUGGGGCGUGGCUUCGCUGUUUUUUUUUUAACACCACCGCGGUGAAAGGAGACGCAGAGAGGGGGCGGAGCUUCCAGCCAACCGGGAAGCGGAGCGCGAGCGAACCGGAGCGGCGGAGCUGCGCGCUGCGUUCGACGGGGAGAUUUUCGGGGCGUCGAGAAUUACAUCCCGACCUCUCUCCCUCUCGUUCUCCCUCUCCUUUCUUUCUUUUUCUUUUUUCUUUUUUCUUUCAUUUUUGGAGUAAUCGUUCCGGACAUGGCCGACCCAGGAGCGGACGGGGAUGACGGGGCUGCGCGCGGUUUCGCACGACAGGGCGCGCUGCGGCAGAAGAACGUGCACGAAGUGAAGGACCACAAGUUCAUCGCGCGCUUCUUUAAGCAGCCCACCUUCUGCAGCCACUGCACCGACUUCAUCUGGGGUUUUGGAAAGCAGGGCUUUCAGUGCCAAGUGUGUGCUGCCGUAGUACACAAACGCUGCCAUGAGUUCGUCACAUUCUCCUGCCCGGGAGCAGACAAGGGGCCUGCAUCAGACGACCCCCGCAGUAAACACAAAUUUAAGGUGCACACUUAUUCAAGUCCCACCUUCUGUGACCACUGUGGAUCUCUACUUUAUGGACUCCUACACCAGGGGAUGAAAUGUGACACCUGCAUGAUGAACAUUCAUAAGCGCUGUGUGACCAACGUCCCGAGUCUGUGUGGGACGGACCAUACGGAGAGGAGAGGACGCCUGCACAUCAGCGCCAACAUCAAAGAGAACACGCUGACCGUAACCAUCAGGGAUGCUCGGAACCUGGUGCCAAUGGACCCAAACGGCUUAUCGGACCCGUACGUGAAGCUCAAACUGAUUCCUGACCCCAAGAGUGAAAGCAAGCAGAAAACCAAAACCAUCAAGUGUUCCCUCAACCCCACCUGGAACGAGACCUUCAUGUUCAACCUGAAAGAGACGGAUAAAGACAGACGUCUGUCUGUGGAGAUCUGGGACUGGGAUUUGACCAGCAGGAAUGACUUCAUGGGUUCGCUCUCGUUCGGUAUCUCCGAGCUCCAAAAGCAAGGGGUCAGUGGCUGGUUCAAACUGCUGAGCCAAGAAGAAGGCGAGUAUUUUAAUGUUCCAGUCCAACCAGACGGAGAGGAAGGCAACGAGGAACUGCGGCAGAAGUUUGAGAGAGCCAGGAUCGGGCCAGGCAACAAGAACACCGACAGCUCGUCCUCUAACGACAUCUCCAAGUACGACGCCAACGGCAACCAGGACCGCGUCAAACUCUCCGACUUUAACUUCGUCAUGGUGCUUGGAAAAGGCAGCUUCGGAAAGGUGAUGCUAGCGGAGCGCAAAGGAACGGACGAACUUUAUGCUGUGAAGAUCCUGAAGAAGGACGUGGUGAUCCAGGACGAUGACGUGGAGUGCACCAUGGUGGAGAAGAGAGUUCUGGCUCUUUCUGGAAAACCACCUUUUCUCACACAGCUGCACUCAUGCUUUCAGACUAUGGACCGUCUAUACUUUGUGAUGGAGUACAUUAACGGUGGAGAUCUGAUGUACCAGAUACAGCAAGUUGGGAAAUUUAAGGAGCCACAUGCUGUGUUCUAUGCUGCAGAGAUUGCCAUUGGUCUGUUCUUUCUUCAUUUAAAAGGCAUCAUUUAUAGAGACUUGAAGUUGGAUAAUGUGAUGCUGGAUUCUGAAGGUCACAUCAAAAUCGCAGACUUUGGCAUGUGUAAGGAGAACAUGAUCGAUGGGGUGAACACCAAAACCUUCUGUGGAACUCCAGACUACAUUGCACCUGAGAUCAUUGCCUAUCAGCCAUAUGGGAAGUCUGUGGACUGGUGGGCAUAUGGCGUUCUGCUGUAUGAGAUGUUAGCCGGACAGCCUCCAUUUGACGGCGAAGACGAAGAUGAGCUUUUCCAGUCCAUCAUGGAGCACCACGUGUCCUACCCCAAAUCCAUGUCUAAAGAAGCCGUGGCUAUAUGCAAGGGCCUGAUGACGAAGCAUCCGGGGAAGCGUCUGGGUUGUGGUCCUGAGGGAGAGAGAGACAUUAAAGAACAUGCAUUCUUCCGCUACAUGGACUGGGAGAAACUGCAGAACAAAGAAGUUCAACCUCCAUUCAAACCAAAAGCUAAAAACCGGCGCGACACUGGCAACUUCGACAAGGAGUUCACCAAGAUGGCGGUGGAGCUCACUCCAACAGACAAACUCUUCAUCAUGAAUUUGGACCAAAACGAGUUCCAGGGCUUUUCCUACACCAAUCCUGAGUUUGUCAUUCAGGUCUAAGCUCUGGUCCGUGAUCGGCUUCUCUUCUUCACCACUGCAUUAACGUCUAUCUCUCUCCAAACGCCAGAUGAGGAGCUCGGCUUUUCCCGCCGCUCAUUUCCCCCACGGCCCGUCUGAUUCAGGGGGGGAAGGGAACAGAGAUCACCAACAAUCUUCAUAAUCUCCAUGAGAAUGUUUUGUCAUCUCCAUGAGAAUUAUUCAACCAUUCCCUCGAUUUACUGCUGGACAAAAAGAAAAUCCAAUUCGAAGUUUUAGUAAAUACAAAAUAAAAACAAUCCCGAUAUACAAUUACAGUCAGAUAGAAGAAAAUAAAUAGAUAUACUGGAUAUACAACCGAAAUUAUAAUAACUAAUAAAAGUUUUAGAAAUAAAUAAUACAUCACCAUCCAUGUUUUCUGUCCAAUUCAUCUCAUCUCAUUAUUAGCAUGCACACACCACUUUUGGUUUAUAAACAUAGGCAGCAUAUUUAGUGAUCAGAGCAGCGUAGACGACGUGUGGAAGCAUGAAUUCAUCUGAAGUUUGAAGUUGAGAUCAUUUGUUGUUAUAGUUAAUGGUGUUAUAAUGAUGUGUAUAAGUAUUCACUCCUCUUCACUCAACCUUUCCACAUUUUGAAGCAUGAUGGUGGUAGAAUCACGUGCAGAUUGACCUUAAGCCGUGUGUCCUUGUCCCAGACUUUAUAUUUAUAGCUUGGGACAAGCCACAGUUGCGUAUCAAUUUUUUUAAAUGAUAUUUUCAUGUUGCUUUAGAUGUAAAAAGUUUGAGAUCUUUUUUAAAACCCCUGUGUGAUAAACUUGGUGUUUAUGAUGCCAUUUGACAAACGUUCAAAAAAUGUGCUCUUAUUUAAUUUGACUUCAGUAUUAUGGUCUGUUUUGCGUAAAUCCGUGCCAUAAAAAUUACAAUUUCGCAUGCGUUUCGCUUACGCAGCGCAGGAAGGUUUAAGGGGGGUGAAUACUUAUGCACAGCUAAGGUGUUAGCGCUAUUUAUAUCCUGCUACCACAAUUUAAGUGUAAAAAAGAUCAAAUUUCCUGCGUGUGCAGACGCACGGUAGUUUUAAUGAUAAAGAGGAAACGUACGCAACACUAACAUUAUCGUAACAACAAU